Molecule: messenger RNA, 2392 nt
Organism: Solanum stenotomum
Lineage: Eukaryota; Viridiplantae; Streptophyta; Magnoliopsida; Solanales; Solanaceae
Product: interactor of constitutive active ROPs 2, chloroplastic-like
Exons: 5
Coding region: 352-2193 (613 amino acids)
Source: RefSeq, a predicted model, not a curated record
AAACAAGAGAGUGAGAAAAAUUAAAGAGAAAUAGUGUGUGUGUUUCUUGGGAAACUGUGUACACUAUUACUCUCCUUCUCAGGGGUUAUUGUAAGCAAAAAUCUUGAGCUCUUCACCUCACUUUCUUUCUCCUCUUUUAAGGAUAUACUUCUUUUCUUGGAGCUUGAGUGAGUUUUUCCUUUUUCUUUAUUGAAAAAUGUAUGAAUGACUUGUUUUUGGUUUUCAUUAGAAAUCUUGAGUUUCACUAGUCUGAGAUCUUUCUGGUAAAUUAUAAAAAACUGUGAGGUGGACUUUAGUACAAAGCUCAUUUAGUUUCUCAUUUCUACAUUUUGCUGCUGAGAGGAAAUUGAUAUGCAGACACCAAAAGGAAGGACUGUUUCUGUGGAAGUGCCUCAAAGGACAUCUGCUGCUACACUAAAGACAGCUCGAAAGCUCAGGACUCCAGGGUCAGAUGGUGAUUCUGUUUCAUCUCCAAAUCCAGCCAACAGAACACCUAAAGAUAGGAGUCCGAAAGUUGUUUGUCGCCGGUCACCACGGAGUCCAGUGAUAGAGAAGAAGCGUCCUGUCAAAGCAUCUGACUUGGAAACGCAGCUUGCUCAACUCCAAGAUGAGCUAAAGAAUGCGAAGGACCAGCUGAGUUCUUCUGAAUCAUUGAAGAAAAGGGCUCAACAGGAUGCUGAUGAAGCUAAAAAGCAGCUUGCGGUCAUGUCAGAAAAGCUCGAGGACUCUAAGAAGCAGCUGCUUGAUCUCUCAGAUUCAGAAGAAGCUCGACUGCUGGAGUUGCGCAAGAUAUCACAGGAUCGAGACCGAGCAUGGCAAUCUGAGCUUGAGGCUAUCCAGAAGCAGCAUGAGUUGGACUCUGCUGCUUUGUCCUCUGCCAUGAAUGAAAUACAGAAACUUAAACUUCAGCUGGACCAGGUGGCUGAUUGUGAAGCCGCUCAAGCUCAUCACGCUGAGUCAGCUUAUGUUGAGAUACAAAGCUUAAGGAUUGAACUUACAAAGACCCUUACAUUGGUUGAUAAACUGAGAAACCAGCUUAACGAUAGCAAGGAAUCUGAGGCUUGUUCAUUUGAAGAAGUGAGCAAAGCUCAGAUGCAGCUGGAAGUGGCCAAGAUGACCGAGGAUACUCUACGUUCUGAAGGUCUGAAAGCAAUGGAGGCUUGCAGGACCUUGUCUUUGGAGUUGGAAAAAUCAAAGGAUCGAGUAGCUUCAUUGGAGGAACUUGUCAGCAAACUCCAGUCUGGUCUGGUAGACUCUUCAGAAAGUUCUGUAGCCGCAGAAGGAAACAGCUUAAAUGUAGAAGCUGAUAAAUUAAACAUUGAGCUGAGUACCAUCCAAGUUGAGGCAAGUCAAUUAAGAGCUGCUUUGGAGGAUUCCGAGAGAAAGUAUCAGGAAGAAUACAUCCAGAACACCUUGCAGACACGAAGUGCUUACGAGCUAGUGGAGCGCACAAAAUCCGAAUCACUUCAGAGGGAGGCUGAAUGGGAGGCAAUACUAAAUGAAGCAAAAUCCAAAGUGGAAGAGUUGAAAGAAAAACUGAUGAACAUAGAAGCUCAACUUGUUGAUAUUUCGGAUGUGAAUAAGGGACUAAGUCUGCAUGUUGAGCAAAUGCAGUCAGCUGAUAAAGAGUUUGAAUUAGCUGCUCAACUGAAGAAAUCAGAGUCAGUUUUGGGAGAUCUGAGAGCAAAUUUAUUUGACAAAGAGACAGAGUUGCUGAGUCUUAUGGAGGAGAAUGAGCAGUUGAAGUUGGAAAUCAGUAAGAGGGAAUCGGAGAGUACCAAAAUUAACGACGAGGCACUUGCCUUAGUAGAAGAAGCAAAAACUGCAGAAAGAGAGGCCCUGAUAAAGCUGGGAGAUUUGACUGAGGAAGCAGACAAAAGCAGCAGAAAGGUACCUCGUGUCACUGAGGAGUUGAAUGCAGCACAGGCUGCAAACUCGGAGAUUGAAACCGAGCUAAGGAGGUUAAAAGUGCAAUGUGAUCAAUGGAGAAAGGCUGCUGAAGCAGCUGCAUCUAUACUUUCAACUGGAAAUAACGGGAAAUAUGUCGAGAGAACAGGUUCUUUAGACUACCACACUAUCGGUGGAAAGCUUGGUUCACCACUCUUGGACGACUUGGAUGAUGACUCGCCAAAGAAGAAGAAUAACAACAUGUUGAAGAAACUCAGUUUUUUAUUGAAAAAGGGACAGAAGUAAAUAAUGCGCUAUCGUGCAGGACUUGCUGAGCUGAUGCCUUAAUGGAAUUAAUCGUUUUUGCGGAUUUUUGUAUAGCUGUUUGGAAAUCUUCAGUUUGUAUGGCAAUUGGUAUUUUUAGAUACAGACUGUUGUAUUUUCCAAGUAUUUGUUGCAAGUGUAAUGAAAGCUAUGACAGAUGAUUAAUGGUAAAAUUUGCUCU